Messenger RNA from Penicillium waksmanii, 747 nucleotides. RefSeq names its product putative extracellular soluble lytic transglycosylase. The coding region runs from base 1 to 747 and encodes 248 amino acids. Lineage: Eukaryota; Fungi; Ascomycota; Eurotiomycetes; Eurotiales; Aspergillaceae. The transcript is spliced from 2 exons. The record is from RefSeq and is a predicted model, not a curated record.
AUGACUAUUAUCAAGACAGCGACUCUCGUCGCCUUGGCCGCUGCACUGGCAAAUGCCCAGUCUGCAAACCCUGGCGUUGGUUCAAACCCCAAGGCCGAGGGUGCAACCGACGAAGUCACUCCGAAUACUGGACCCAAUGGAUCCGAAGAUUGGCUAAACACCGGUAUUACCGACAGUGGCUGGAAGCCGCCUUUCCUCGCACUCGAAGACAUCUACCACAUCUCGCUAGAUACUUUCUACGGCGGUAUCGGAUCUUCUUGCAAGCAGUACGACCAGUAUUUCCAAAGUGCCGGAUCAAAGUACAAUGUCGAUCCCGUCAUCCUAGCCGUCAUCGCGAUGCAGGAAUCCUCCUGCAAUGCUGAUGCCGGCGGGCCAACCCCCGGAUUGAUGCAGGUCUCUUGCGCCAACUAUCCUAACGGCCAGUGCACCGACUCGAUUCAGGAUAACGUCGAUGCCGGCACCAACUAUCUGCAGGGCCAGAUCAGCUCGAAUGGCGGCAAUGCGAUCCAGGCCUUUGGCGCGUAUAACGGAUGGUUCGUGGCUGGUAAUGGAUUGAACGAUAACAAGGGACUCACAGAGGAUUAUCCCUGCUCCUCUGAGGGACAAUCGAACGGAGUGCCCCAAAACUUGGAUUAUCUUCACCAAGUACUCAAUGGAUGGUUGUUGGGGCUAGAUGUCUAUGGUGAUGAUAACUGGAUUGGAACUUACAAGUGUGACCAGUCUUGCAGCGAUGGCAGCAAGUGCUAA